UUUCGUGGCUCUACCGUCGGCUCCAUUCUGUUUAGCCAUUGAUGUACGUACCCUGUUUUGAUGCAUUCUGAUAGGUGCAUUUAUUGUUUCUUUAAUAACUCCAGAGCUUUAUCAAUUUCUCUGUUCUAAUCCAUGGAAGGAAAUAAAGAAUAGAGGCACAUGUGAGUGGAAUUUUAUGUAAUUUAAUCUAUUUAGGAACCACAAUUGAACGAUCUGUUAGUAUAAAUAUAUGGUAUUACUACAACCUGAGUAGCCAAAACAAGCUCUGAGUGAGGGUAAUUGGAAAAGAGAGAGAUGGGCAACUCUGCUGAGACGAAAGGGAAGGUCAUCACUUGCAAAGCUGCUGUUGUUUGGGGUCCAGGACAACCAAUUUCCAUAGAAGAAGUACAAGUUCAUCCUCCCCAGAAAAUGGAGGUCAGAAUGAAGGUCCUUUACACCUCGAUUUGCCACACAGAUCUCAGUGCUUGGAAAGGAGAGAACGAGGCCCAAAAAGUGUAUCCUCGAAUUCUAGGCCAUGAAGCUGCAGGGAUCGUUGAGAGCGUGGGAGAAGGAGUGUUGGACAUGAGAGAAGGUGACAAAGUGGUUCCAAUCUUCAAUGGAGAAUGCGGUGACUGUGCCUAUUGUAAGUGUGAGAAAACUAACCUCUGCAGGAAGUUCAGGGUGAAUCCAAUGAAAUCCGUCAUGGUUAACGAUGGGAAGACAAGGUUCUGGACGCGUGAUGGUCAGAAGCCCAUUUACCAUUUCCUCAACACCUCCACCUUUGUGGAGUACACCGUGCUCGACUCGGCCUGUGUUGUCAAGAUAGAUGCCCAGGCUCCUCUAAGGAAGAUGAGCUUGCUUAGUUGUGGCGUUUCUACAGGAAUUGGAGCUGCUUGGAAUACGGCAAACGUGCAAGAAGGAUCAAGCGUCGCCAUCUUUGGUUUGGGUGCUGUGGGACUUGCUGUAGCAGAAGGAGCACGGUUAAGAGGAGCUUCUCAAAUUAUAGGCAUCGACAUUAAUCCAGACAAAUUUAUCAAAGGUAAAACAGUAGGGAUUACCCAUUUCAUUAACCCAAAUGAUAUCCAGAAGGAGAAAGAUCACAAAGCUGUGCAUGAGAUUAUUCAAGAAAUGACAAAAGGAGGUGUUGAUUACAGCUUUGAGUGCUCAGGAAACUUGGAAGUUCUUCGGGAGGCCUUCUCGUCUACCCAUGAUGGAUGGGGUUUGACAGUAAUAUUGGGUAUACAUCCAUCGCCAAGGAUGCUACCUCUUCAUCCCAUGGAACUAUUCGAUGGUAGGAGAAUAGUGGGAUCCGUCUUUGGAGACUUCAAAGGGAAGACCCACUUGCCUCAUUUCGCCUUGGAAUGCAUGCAUGGGGUUGUGAAUUUGGAUGGAUUUAUCACUCACGAGCUUCCUUUUGAUGAGAUCAAUGAAGCAUUCCAAUUGCUCGCCGAAGGGAAAGCUUUGAGAUGCCUUCUCCAUCUUUAAAAGUUAUUUUUAUAUGGUUUCUAGUUCAGAAAUUUUCGUAUGCUUUCAGUAACAGUUGCUGUGAUUAGUUUCAUAUAUAUAUAUAUAUAUAUAUUACAUUAUCGAAAAUAAAUGCCAAUAUCAUAUGUUAUUUCACCCUUAAA
This is a messenger RNA of Macadamia integrifolia, 1607 nucleotides long. Its product is annotated as alcohol dehydrogenase-like 4. The record is from RefSeq and is a predicted model, not a curated record. Gene Ontology annotation, biological process: formaldehyde catabolic process. Gene Ontology annotation, molecular function: zinc ion binding; S-(hydroxymethyl)glutathione dehydrogenase [NAD(P)+] activity. Gene Ontology annotation, cellular component: cytosol. Lineage: Eukaryota; Viridiplantae; Streptophyta; Magnoliopsida; Proteales; Proteaceae. The coding region runs from base 295 to 1464 and encodes 389 amino acids. The transcript has 10 exons.